GUACAGACGUACAGUACUGUUGACGCGACUGUGAACCGCGCACGCCUUCGACUAACGCGCGCGCGCCGACGCGGACGUGAUACGAAACUUAAUAAAGUGUGUUUGUGUGUGUGUUGGAUUGCCUUACUGUAUCGCUUUUGAUUCAUUAUAAAAAUGCAGACAAAGAAUAUAAAUUUGACACAGGAUCAAAGGAACAGUGAUGGUUGCGAUUUAAAUAAGCUUUGCUACCAAGAGGUGUCGGGGCCGUACGAGGCGCCCGUGGUUCAGUACAUCGAGACGCAUGUCACGGGCGCGACCGUGGGUUCUACGUAUUACGGUACCGUAGAAGGAGUGCCGCCGUACAGAAUGCCUCCCGCGCCUGAGGCAGCCCUGCCUGGCGCUCCGGCCCCAACCGUGCCAGCCCUACAUACACACUCCGCUAAGUUUCCUAUAGAGCGCGAAGUGAUACUUUCGUCAAGUGAAAAGAACUCCAAGGUCCCGAUACUGCAGGAGGCUCGCAAGCGGGGAAGGCUUGGAGCCGUCGCCCCUGAUACUCCACCCAAGCCACUCACUGCUUGGAUACAGGCUGAGAAUCAACAAGCGGGAACAUCGGGAGACAUCAGAAACUACCACGACCAUUACGGCUAUACCAGACAUCAAAACCAAGGACUACCAAGAAGUCAGAAUUACGAGACACCAAAACCGCCCAUUCCCGCUAAGAACACACCAAAUAACUCACACAUGGUAACAGUAGUUGAAACAGGCAAAGACAAUACAAGAGACGCACCAAAAAGCGCCAAAUCUGUCAGCAAAACAUAUCACACGUUAAAAGAUAUGAUCUCAAAUAGAUUUAAGGGUAAAGAGAGUAUUGAAUGUGAUAAAACAAACGAUGAAGCUAAUUUGAAUAAUACUGAGGAGAGGAAACGGGAGCCUGAAGCAGCGACAAGAGAAGGAGUCAGGAAGGUGGAGCAGGGAAUAUAUGGGAGACCGAUGCCGCAAGCGAGGCCAGAAAUGCAAUACAAUCACGGAAUGGCAAACAAUGUGUCGUAUCCAAGUCCAUCACCUCAUAGACAGUUAGUGCAACAGCAGAUUUACCAGCAACAAAUGAUGCUGAACCAUCAGGCGAGGUCGCAGGAGAUGUUGGCGCACCGGCCCCAGGCUCUGGGGGCUGAUGCACUGUACCAGCAGUACGGAGCACCUGGCAGGAGGAGUGCGAUGUAUCAGAGAGACCUGGAUGUGAGAUCUAUGGCUAACUUCACGUCGUUGAAAACUGGGACGCAGCCACAGGCGGAGAAUUCACACUCAAGACCUGACUUACGAAGUCCACAGCAGUUGGAACGAGAAAUCAUUCAGCAACGAAGAUUUGUGGAAGGGAGACGUGCAGCUUCUCAUCCACAUUUACUUGAAGAGCCACAACAGAGACAGGAAGUUAUCUCACCACAGAUUCAUGAUAGAUCUAGAAGAAACUCAUAUGGUAAUCUUUUAGAUGGGAUACCAAAUGAAAACGGUCCUCCCAGAAAUGAAGAGCGAGAAUCCGACGAUGGCGGAUUCAAAGUAAGACAUGCACAAGGGCGAAACAGUGUUGAAGAACGAAUACGUACAAGUGGAAGAUCUGUUGAGUCAAGACAGGAAAGAAACCAAGAAAUAUACAGAAGAACCCCUGACAGCCAAAGGGAAUCUAGAAGGACACCUGAUACGCAAAGUCAUAGACGUAAAGAUAUUUCCAAUUCAGGGGAAAGGGAAAAUAACGAUGAAAGUGCGAGUCAAAAGUCUGCGGAUAGUGUUUAUAAUUCAAGUGGCAAAGCUGAGGCUUAUAACCCUCAACCAUCAUCCUCACGACUGACACCAAAUAGAAUAGAAGAUCUAAAGGCACUUGGGAAGAAGGGUGCCGGUGGUUCUGCAGCUAGCUCAGAUUAUGAUAAAAACGGCGGACAAUCUUCUAACGUCGACUCUGGUAGGGGUAGCGUGGCAUACUCCAGUGGCAGGCAACCUGAUGCGAGUCUCCACGAGACGUCUGCUGAUUCUGAUGCGGCUACCAGGGAGACUAGAGCUCAGCCACAGCCAGGACCUAGUCAACAGACGCCUGCACCAUGUGGUGAAAAUGAAUGGGCUGACCUUGUGGAGUGUGAACUUCGUCAGAUCCUGGAGCCGAAGCUCUCUAACAUGCGCCUGGACUCGUCCGACAGCUCAGAUAGCUCGGUCACUCCCCCACUCCCCCCACUCUCACCCUCCUCCGACUUGCAUAAGAGAAACAGUUUACCGGGACGUUCAGCAGAAUACCCCGAGGAUCGCAGACGAGGUAGGGAGUCACCCCGGUGGCACUCACAUAAGAAGCACUCAUCGAAGAGGGAUCAUCAUUACAAAAAACAUCUAUUCGGGUUAGACACUACCGAUAUGACUUCGACCACAACUCGCAGCCUGGACCUCUCCUCCCUACUGGAUGGCAGGACAGACAGUGAUGCGUCCACGGGAGACGCUCGAGCCAUCCGCAGACAGUUGCGUGGCCUGGAGAACAUGUAUGCUGAAGUGCUGCAACUGCUGGGAGUUAGGAAGCCGGCAAACAUGCCCAAACAACCCACAUGGGAAGCAAGGAUAUCGUCAAAGCGUCGCUACGGCAGCAUGUCCUCUCUACCAUCAAGUUCCGUGAGCAGCAGACCAGUAAGGGAUAAGCGACGGUCAUCCGACCAUCGGAAGAAACACGACUUAAAGGGGAUCAACAAGCGGUUCCAACGCCUGGAGUCCCACGUGGUAACCCUGGCGCGGUCGGUGGCUCAUCUCUCUAGUGAGAUGCGGACCCAACACCUGGUGAUGCAGGAGAUGGACAACAUCAGAGCAGAGAUUGCGGCGCUGCGGCAUAUGUACAAAUCACAACAAUAUAUAAGAUCGGGUCACCAACGUCAUUCGGACCCGUUUUCCUUCAGCAAUCCCGACCGUGUUAAGAGGCUAACCAAGUUCUUUGGUGAUGAACCGCCCCUAAUGAGACUCUUCCUGAAAAAGUUGGGAUAUGAGAAAUAUGCAGCACUCUUAGAGAAAGAAAAAGUUGGCGCGGCAGAACUGCCCUACGUUGGAGAGGAUAAAUUAAGAGCGUUAGGAGUUCCCCUAGGACCCAGGAUGAGGAUUCUGAAAGAGGCUGGUAUUCACCAGGACCUGCACUUCCCACGAGAUGACCCGAACACAACAACCACAACAUUAGCUAUAGUUUAGUUUGUAUUCAUUAUUUAUGUUCCUGUCACAAACUCAGUACUCUCGAAGGUAUUAGUAAUGGCGAUUAAUAAUAAUAAUAAUAAUAUUGACACACUUUUACACAAAUUGUCAUGGCCCAAACUAAGGCAUAACCUGUACUAUGGAUACAAGACAACGAUAUAUUUAAUACAAUAUACUUAAUUAAACAUACAUAAAUACUUAUAAACAUACAUGACUCGGAUACAAACAUCCAUAUUCAUCAUAUAAAUGAUUGCACCUACCGGGAUUCGAACCCGGAAUAUAACUUUAAUUAAUUAAUCUAUAUAUAUAAAAAUGAAUUGCUGUUCGUUAGUCUCGCUAAAACUCGAGAACGGCUGGACCGAUUUGGCUAAUUUUGGUCUUGAAUUAUUUGUGGAAGUCCAGAGAAGGUUUAAAAGGUGAAUAAAUAGGAAAAUGCUGCUAAAUUAAAUAAAAACAACAAAUUUGUUUUUCCUUUGAUGUGUCCAUACAUAAUUUCUAUGAGAGAAUUUAUUGACGCACGGUUUGACAGUUUUGCUGUGAAACAAAUUCAUUACGACAGCAGCGUGCAUAUUUUACGAAGUAAUUUUUGAUGUUAUGCUAAAUUAUUGACAAAAUCAUAUAAAACAUUAUUUUAUUUAUUAUAUACAGAACAACGUCUGUCGGGUCAACUAGUAGUAAAAUAAUAUUAAUGGCAUUAUUUUAAUGUAAUGACAAAUAGUUAGUCUAGCGCGGGGCGAAAUGUGGAGGAUAGCUGUGUAUACUAUGUAAAUAUGCUAUGUACUUUGAAAAAUGUUUAAAGUUAACGUGUUAAGUACUUCUGUACAAAGUUAAUUACGUGCCAGAGUCGUCAAAAAUUCUCAAUAAUAGAAUAUAUUUUAUGUGUCUGUGAGAGUGUGUGUGUCUUUAACAGACAAAACUCAAACUUAACAAUAAACAACAAAAAAAAUAAGAGCAAACAAUUAUACAAUUUAGAACGUGACUGUACACUUGAAGUGCCCGGGGUAUCGGUGCGGGGGACGGAAUACGAUUGGCGAGCCAAUCGGAACUACGCAAGCUCGCCCUUCAUCCCUCUAGCCCCCUUAGAUACCUUACUUUUGACUUCUGCGCAGUAACGGUCAGCGCUAGAUUUACGUAACGCGACUUAUAUCUAAUCUUUUCAAGAAAUAUUCAACAGUCUUGUGUCAUGGCCGCUUAUCACUUGCACUGUCGAUAAAAAAUAUAUUUUAUUUUUGACCAAACAUUUAUUAAUUAUAAUUGUUAGUUAGUUUUGUUAAAAAUUAUUACGAUAAGAUGUUUAUAAUAUUAGAAAGUGUUCAUAAUAUAAGCUAUAUUUAAAUUGACAAUUAGCUAUUAUUAAUUUUUAGUUCAUCAACUAUUUGGAUAUUUAAGGUCUGGCUAUUUUCAAAUCAUAAUAUUUUAUAUACUCCUAUGAAAUUAUAACUAUUGCAUAUUAACUUUUUAAAUUUUACCAGGAUAUCGAUAUAUUUGUUUUAAUUUUUUGGAUUGAAUAUACGAUUUCAGAAACUUUAUUUACCUUAAAAGAACAACACGAAUAUAAGCUACUGGUACAGCUGAUGGUAAUUGAUACGCACUGCCCAUUACGAUGAAAAGCGGCACUUAAGGAUUCUUAAGAAAAACUCUAAAAUUCUGUGCGGCACUACUCGUACAAUUGCACUCGUCACCUUGUGACAUAAGAUGUCAAGUCUUAUUUGCCCAGUAAUUUUACUAGCUACGGCGCCACACAAUAUUUCCACCUUCGCACGACACGCCACAAGUUAGGAUAUCAUCCUCACCAUCUAAAUGUGUGGCGGUCCUCCACAGUGCGGUUUUCAAGGAGCUUUCUUCCACGUACUACAAAGCUGUGGAAUGAGCUUCCUUGUGCGGUGUUUCCGGGACGAUACGACAUGGGUACCUUCAAAAAAAGCGCGUACACCUUCCUUAAAGGCCGGCAACGCUCCUGUGGUUCCUCUGGUAUUGCAAGAGAUUGUGGGCGGCGGUGAUCACUUAACAACAGGUGACCCGUACGCUCGUUUUUCCUCCUAAACCAUUAAAAAAAAAAAAAAACAAUAAUGUUUACAUUACUGUUUCACGGCAGAAAUAGGCGCCGUUGUUGUACCCAUAAUCUAGCCGGCAUCCUAUGCAAAGGAGCCUCCCACUCGUAAAAAAACUGGUGGCGUUUUCUGUAGUAUAUAUUUCCUUUUAGUUUCUACACCAAAAGAUUCUUGGCUGCUGGCAUCUUAUUUUCCAACCUUUCACUCAACAGAAACCAUGAGACUUAUUUCCCCUAACAGUAAAAGUCUUAAUCCACCAGGACAAGAUACUCUCAUCCAAGCGUUACUACUCGCCAGGAAAAAUACCAAAUAGAAUUUAAUUUAUACAUGUACAAUUUCAUACCGUAUCCCAAAGAAAAUACGGCAUAAACAUAUUUGUAGAUGUAUUAAUGUAUAUAGUAAAUAUAAGUUUACUGAACAACGAAAAGCAAUGGCAAUUGUUAACAUUAAUAUUAAGUAUAUUUUAAUACUCAUUUUUAAAAUAUUUUUGUAAAAAUAAACGUAUUUCAAUGAA
This is a messenger RNA of Leptidea sinapis, 5748 nucleotides long. RefSeq lists its product as uncharacterized. Lineage: Eukaryota; Metazoa; Arthropoda; Insecta; Lepidoptera; Pieridae. Bases 154 to 3183 code for a protein of 1009 amino acids. Gene Ontology annotation, molecular function: protein binding. The transcript has 16 exons. The record is from RefSeq and is a predicted model, not a curated record.